AUGGCGGAUUGUGGAAGUAAUAUACGAGAGGAUGAUGAAGUUCCUGGGCGUGUCGAAGAAACUUUGUGUCAAAUGCGUGUCAAAGAAAUUAUGUGUCAACCAUGUUUAAGUAAGGAUAAGAAAAAUGUGGCUGACAAGUUUUGUUCAACAUGCAACGAAUUCCAGUGUAAUGAUUGUUCAGAUGUGCAUAACGUGCUUGCAGUCUUUAAAAGUCAUAAAUUGCUAAACGCAAAUGUAGCUCAUGUAAUCAGAUGUGAUGAACAUCAAAAGGUUAUAGAUUUAUUCUGUGAAGCUGAGAACAAGCUUUGUUGCAGUACUUGCGCCAUUGUUGAUCAUAGUAAAUGUCACAGUGUUGUUGAGGUUGAGAAACUUGCAGGGAAAAUGACGUCAUCAAGUUCUAGUUUAGAAGAGAUAUUGAAGGAAGCUAAAGAAAAUGCUGAAAAUAUUGCAAGAGAUAUUAUCUCUUCAAAGGAUCAACUUGUUCAAGACGUUGAAGAAAUACAAGCGAUAAUUAGGGAAAUGCGAGAUGAAGUAGUGAAAAUGUUUGAAGAAUUGGAAAAGACGGACGAUUACAUCGAGGAACCAUUUAUUACAGGAUUAGACUUUCUACCCGAUGGUAGACUAGUUGCUGUGGAUAAUAACAAUAUGAAAUUGAUAGUUUACGAUGAGAAACUUGAGGUAUUAGGAUCAUAUCAAUUAUCUUAUGGGCCACUAGCCAUUGUUUCUGUAUCUGAGGAUGAAGUAGCGAUAACAAGUGGCGACACAUAUAUGAUAGACCUUCUACGUGUUGGUAAAGCUAAUGAGAUAAGUUCAAGAAGAAAAUAUCGUGUAACCACGAAAUAUGAUUCUAUAUGUUUAAAGGAUAAUAGCCAAUUUGUUGUAGGGACUUUUGAUUACCAAAUACCCGUUGAAAUAAUAUCAUUGGCAGGAGAACCAGAUGCUUUAAGUAUAAACUUUCCGAACAAGGCAUAUCAGGCAGACACGAGCGUUUGUACUUACAUACAGAACAUUAAUAAACUCGUGCUUACAGAUAUCUACAAGCAUACUAUCUACAUAUAUGAUAUCAUGACAAACACGAGAGUAGUUGUAAAAGAUGAUCAUAUACAGACACCAUGUGGUGUAGCAGUUGGUCCCUCUGAUACUAUCCUGGUUUGUAGUUAUGGAACAGACUCCAUUGUACAGAUAUCACAAACAGGUCAGAUCUUGUCAUCACACAAGAUAGAUAUGAAAUAUCCGUAUAGAGUUUUGUGUUUCACUUGA
Ruditapes philippinarum (Manila clam) is the source of this 1260-nucleotide messenger RNA. RefSeq lists its product as uncharacterized. The transcript is spliced from 2 exons. The coding region runs from base 1 to 1260 and encodes 419 amino acids. Gene Ontology annotation, molecular function: ubiquitin-protein transferase activity; zinc ion binding. Lineage: Eukaryota; Metazoa; Mollusca; Bivalvia; Venerida; Veneridae. Gene Ontology annotation, biological process: positive regulation of DNA-templated transcription. Gene Ontology annotation, cellular component: chromatin; nucleoplasm. The record is from RefSeq and is a predicted model, not a curated record.